Messenger RNA from Boleophthalmus pectinirostris (great blue-spotted mudskipper), 2086 nucleotides. Its product is annotated as immunoglobulin-like domain-containing receptor 1. Bases 210 to 1862 code for a protein of 550 amino acids. NCBI's taxonomy places the organism in Eukaryota, Metazoa, Chordata, Actinopteri, Gobiiformes, Gobiidae. The transcript has 8 exons. Gene Ontology annotation, molecular function: high-density lipoprotein particle receptor activity. The record is from RefSeq and is a predicted model, not a curated record. Gene Ontology annotation, cellular component: plasma membrane.
GGCACAACUUCCCUCGAGAGAGUUAUUGUUUUUUCUGCGUCUGUGAAUAACAAGUUUAAUCAAAGGGAAAGUAUUCACGGAGUAGGCACAUGUGUAUGAUGCAGAGGGGAGGUAUACGGCGAAUGUCUAAAACUGUAAGCUUUUUGGACUUUGUUGCACUCACGGGAUAAAAGAGUCGUCCGCGACAGAAGAUAGACCUGUGCGACGCUAUGGGAAAUUUGAUGCUGUUGGCCCUGCUGCUGCUUCACCUUCCAACAGGUGUCUGGUCCAUUCAGGUGAUAGUUCCAGAAACAGAGAGGAGAACAACUCUGUUUGGGUCUGUGGUUCUGCGCUGUGACUACAGUACCUCCGCAAACCCUCAGGAUGUUCUCGUAUCCUGGAAGUUCAAGUCCUUCUGCAAAGACCCAGUGCUUGAGUACUACUCCACAGCGUAUCAGGCAGCACUACAGCUUGGUCAGGACCCUUCCAAUGAUUGCCCUGACCGCCAGCGCACUGUCCGCACUGUGAUCCAAAAGAGAGGUUUAAAUGAGCCCAUUUUGGGGGCAGAAUACAGAGAACGAAAAAUAACUAUACGAAACAAGGCUGACCUAGUAAUAACAGAGGUAAUGUGGUGGGAUAAUGGGGUGUAUUUCUGCACUAUUGAUGCGGCUGGAGACACUUCAGGGGACUCUGAUCGUGAAGUCAAACUCAUUGUGUAUCACUGGCUGACAGUGCUGUUCAUCAUUAUCGGUGCAAUCCUGCUGAUCAUGCUUUUCUGCAUCUGCUGCUGCCAGUGCUGCCCUCAAAGGUGCUGCUGUUAUGUGCGCUGCCCAUGCUGUCCAAAAACAUGCUGCUGUCCCGAAAAAGCUGUGAUGCAGCACAGAAUGAUACGAGAAGCUCAAAAGGCCAUGGUUCCCUGGUUGCAGGGACAGCCCAUUUAUGCUCCUAUCAGCUCCAAUGCUUCCACACAGGGGGUCCCAAUAUUAUACUCAGGGUCCUACUCAGAUUACCCAAAAAAACAGAACCUGGCUAUGGCUCCCAUGCCACUUUCACCAAUGGCCCUCCAAAACCAUGCCCCUCCUCCGCCCCUGGUCAAUGGCAGCCUGCAGGGCAGUGUGCAUGGGACCAAUCAGGUGCUGGACUACUUGGAAAACCAGGUCCGAGGACUCGACGUGUCUCCACUGCCUCAGAAUAUGGCACCAUUGCAGUCUCCACCUGGCCCUCCUCCUGUCCCCUACACAUAUGGCCCUCCUCCUGUCCCCUACACACCUGGACCUCCGAGCAUGCUGUCUGCACUAGACGAGAUGGGUGUUAGGGGCAUGGAGAGACGGGUGAUCACUCUGCCUCCUAUUAUCCAGCGCCAGCCCAGCUUUAAUUCCCACAGGGGGGUGGGUGCAGCCGAGGGAGGCCGGGCUGGACCCAGACUUUCCAGUCAGUCCAGUGGGAGCACUAAUCGCUCAGGUGCCCGUGGAUACAGAGACACGUCUACAUCUCACCGUGGGAUUUUAAGGGACUAUAAUGAAGACUCUGACUGGGACAACAGGCGCAGCCGAGCUCCACACAGGAGGGAGGAGAGAGGGGCGUCCUCUGGGCGGAGGAGUGGAGGGUCCAGACCCCGUGCUCGGAGUCGAGAUGACCUGAUGGAGGAGCAGCAGAGUCGAGGGCGGCGGCGUGAGCGGAGCUACUCUCCUCCUCAAAGACACAAAGGGGGGUCCUGGAGCUCAGAAGAGGACAACAGGAGGAGGAAGGGUGGCAAAGAGAAGGACUGGCCCGAAAACCCUCCAAGUUACUUCUCCAUCGAGAUGCAGCCCGGACACAGCAGAAGGAACUAUGACCGUCUCUCUGAUAGAAGCUCCCGUAGCGGCACCAGUGUAGUCAUCUGAAACAUUUCUCUCUUGUUUUUUAUUGUAAACAUUUCAUCAUGUAAUAGUUGUUGAUGUAUUAAUGAAUACUAAUGAAGUUGACUGUAUUUUUUGGCAUUGUUUUUUUUCAUUUUGUGAAUGUAGAUUGUAUUUUUGUUUUGUUUGGAUGAAGUUGAAAACGAAGUAUACAAAUAUGUAAAUAUCUUUCAUUUUGGAAGAACUCUGGCUUGUUAUUUCUAGUAUUU